AUGUUCGGCAACCAAACCUCCGGGUUCGGUGGCUUCAACAGUGGAGGCACCUCCAACUCCCCAUUCGGUGGAGGUGCUUCUGGAGCCACCAAUUCCGCAUUCUCGGCGUCGAACAACACCGGCUUUGGCUCAUCUACCUCCAACAACAUCUUUGGCCAAAACUCCAACGCCGGCAGUGCUUUCGGCACCUCCACUGGCAACAGCGCCUUCGGCCUGAACAAUGCUGGUACCACUUCUGCAUUCGGCCAGCCAAGUAACUCUGGUUUCGGUCUGACCAACGGGUCCAUGUUUGGACUGAACAACCAAACAAACACCGGCUCUGCCUUUGGCGCUUCCACCAACAAUGCAAACACUGGAGGUGGUAUCUUUGGAGGCGGUGCUGCCAAGCCCUUUGGAUCAACUUUUGGCACGCCUCAAAACAACUCCAUCACUCCUUUUGGAGGGGCAGGUGCUGCUUCCUCUGCCUUUGGUUCCGGUGUUGAUCCCAAUGUAAACAACGGUACUGCGGCCACUCCUUUCACUGAAACCGUUGAGAAAGACAGUUCUGGAACUAAUAAAUUCCAGACCAUUUCGAUCAUGCCUCAGUACAAGAACUUCUCCGUAGAGGAAUUGAGAAAGGCUGAUUAUGAUCAAAACAGACGAUACGGAACAGGAGCAGCUGUUGGUGGUGGCUUUGGCACUACACCUACUGGCGGAAAUAACUUAUUUGGUGGUAACGCUAACAAUAACAGUUCAGCUUUCGGCGCCUCGACCACCUCGGCCUUUGGCCAAAACAACAACACUGGCGGGUUUGGCCAAACUAACAACGCUGGAACAAAUGCUUUCAGUGGAGGUUCUGGGGCCUUUGGUGCAAACAAUGCAACUGCUGGUGGCUCUGCAUUCGGCGCUAGCAAUAACACAGGUGGUGGCUUCGGCGGAGCUUUUGGCUCCAACAACACCUCUGCUUUUGGGGCUAACAAAACUUCGGCUUUUGGUUCGACUUUAGGUAACACUGGUGGAUUUGGUUCCCUCAACAAUAAUAACUCGUCCAACACCGCAUCAGGUGCUUUUGGUUCUGCUCUCAACAACAGUACCGGCAACUCCCCCUUUUCUCUGAACACCACCAACAACGCUUUUGGAGCAGCAAACAGUGGUUCUCCAUUCGGCGCAGCAAACAAUAACCUGGGUGGUCUUUUCGGAAACGCUAACAACAACAACAACGCUUCCGCAUUCGGCAACAACAAUGCUGGAAAUACAGGCAGCGGAUUCAUGGGCGGUUCAUCUGCGUUUGGAAACAAUAAUAAUGCAGGUGGCAAUUCUUCGGGAGGUCUCUUCGGUAACUCUGCCAACUCUGGGUUCGGCGCAAAGCCUGCGUCUGGUGGCCUUUUUGGUGCCAGUAAUAAUGCACAACAAAGCUCAUUUGGACAAAAUAACACAGGUGGCGGGUUGUUUGGACAAAGCAACAACAAUGCUAACGCCAAUACUGGUGGAUUGUUCGGUCAAAGCAACAACACUAACUCUGGAGGUCUUUUUGGUCAAAAUAACAAUACAACCCAAGCUGGUUCUACUAGCGGUUUGUUCGGACAAAACAAUAACACUAACUCCAUGAAUAAUACUACUGGAGGUUUAUUUGGCCAGAACAACAAUACAAAUAACAAUACUGGUGGAGGUCUUUUUGGCUCGAAACCAGCAGGAACCACAGGUGGAAUGUUUGGCGCCUCUAAUACCAAUACGGGUACUACCGGUUUUGGUGCUGGGCAAUCAAACACUUCCGCUGGUGGUUUGUUUGGUAAGCCAGCAGCAACAAACACAAGUGGUGGCCUUUUUGGUGGUAGUGCUAAUAAUAAUACCGCAGGAACCACCGGAGGAUUAUUUGGCGCAAACAAUAAUAAUUCAACCGGUGGAGGUCUCUUCGGUAACCUGAACAACGCAGCAGGGACUAGUACUACUGGUGGAGGUCUCUUCGGCGCCAAGCCUGCAACUGGAGGAGCUGUUGGAGGUGGUCUCUUUGGUGGAAACCAGAAUACUGCAAACAACACCAAUACGGCUAGCAACGGUAUGUUUGGAGGUAGCUCUUUGUUUGGACAACAGCAAAAUCAGCAACCACAACAACAACUUCAAUCUCAACAAGGUCAACUGCUGAUACUGCAAUUGGGACAAGCUCUGCAACCUUUGAUCUGUGGACCAAUGCCUAGCCUUCUUACCCGUGAUCCAUAUGGAAACGAGCAAUUGUUCCAAUCCAUCACGGGUGUGAAUGGUAACAAUCCAAAUGCACCAUUAGCUGUAGCGGUGACUUCGCGCCCAAAGAAACCGUAUAGCUUGUCUAGCGUUCAUAGAUUGGAGCCUCUAUUUACGCCUAAAAAGGCCUUUGCUUCUACCGAAAGCAAGAAGAUUGACAUUUUUGCGCCAGAAAACUCCUUGUCCAGUAAUCAAAUAUCCGCCAACGCUGCUAUCGAUAAGGCAAUUCAGUCCAGCGACUUAUUCGCACCUAAAAAGGAUUACAAACAACUUGUGUUGAACUCUGUUAAGGAGUCGUCAUCUCACAAUCUCAUUGAGGCCAAAUCAGAACCACCUAAGCGUGUAUCCUUUGCUUUGGCUACAAACAACGAUACUCCGGCUGUCAAGGAGGUGAUUAAGGAUUCUGCGCCAGAGGAUGAAGUGGAUGAUGAUGGUUACUGGACCUCACCAACAAUGACAGAGCUCAGAAAAAUGUCGCCUGCUGACUUACGGAAGGUCAGUGACUUCACAGUGGGCCGCAAGUACUAUGGAAAAUUGCGUUUUACAAAGCCAGUCGACUUGAGCUCAUUCAACUUGGACGACAUCUGCGGGAACAUCGUUUUGUUUGGGUCCAAGAAUGUGGUGAUCUAUCCCGAUGACGAUCCUCCAAGAGAGGGAGAGGGAUUGAAUAUUCCUGCCCGGGUUACUUUGGAGGGUUGUUAUCCUACAAACAAGAAAACCAAAUUGGCUAUUCUCGACCCCGAGGAUGAGAUGGUGAAGCAGCAUAUCCAGCAAUUGAAAUCUUUGCCGGAUGUUCAUUUUGUCAAGUACGAUCCACCCUCUGGAGACUGGACCUUUGACAUUGACCAUGUAUAA
This is a messenger RNA of Australozyma saopauloensis, 3072 nucleotides long. RefSeq names its product FG-nucleoporin. The transcript has a single exon. The record is from RefSeq and is a predicted model, not a curated record. Gene Ontology annotation, biological process: telomere tethering at nuclear periphery; protein import into nucleus; RNA export from nucleus. Gene Ontology annotation, cellular component: nuclear pore; nuclear pore cytoplasmic filaments. Gene Ontology annotation, molecular function: structural constituent of nuclear pore; RNA binding. NCBI's taxonomy places the organism in Eukaryota, Fungi, Ascomycota, Pichiomycetes, Serinales, Metschnikowiaceae. Bases 1 to 3072 code for a protein of 1023 amino acids.